Penaeus indicus is the source of this 843-nucleotide messenger RNA. RefSeq lists its product as uncharacterized. The annotation marks the transcript as partial. The record is from RefSeq and is a predicted model, not a curated record. Gene Ontology annotation, biological process: coenzyme A biosynthetic process. Gene Ontology annotation, molecular function: FMN binding; phosphopantothenoylcysteine decarboxylase activity. The transcript has 3 exons. Gene Ontology annotation, cellular component: phosphopantothenoylcysteine decarboxylase complex. NCBI's taxonomy places the organism in Eukaryota, Metazoa, Arthropoda, Malacostraca, Decapoda, Penaeidae.
UCCCGCGACUACUUGGGUUGCCGCAUGGAGAAAGGGCUAAUGGCCAAGGAAGAGUGGAGCAAGCUUGGGUUUUCCGAUCUGGCCGGCAGCAAAGUAGAGUCAUCGUGAAGGAAGAUAAACUAGGCUUGUGUGUGAACACUGUGCUCAAGAUGUCCUGGCUGCCCGCACCACGAGGGGGGCCACGCAUCAUCCUGGGGUGCACGGGCAGUGUGGCUGCUAUCAAGGUUCCCGAGCUGGCACGGCGACUCAAGGAGCGUGGGGCUAGCGUCAUCAUUGUGCCCACAGAGCGUGCCUGCCAUUUCCUGCGAUGCCAGGCCAAGGUAGACCCCGUAGCCACUCAGCGGCCACUCAGGGUAGGGGGAGCAAGCGCAUUCAAACCUGUGGCCAAGAGUAUGGGCAACGGGGAGAAGAGUAACGACACUGCAGAAAUGAACAUUACUGGCGGUGAAAUUUGUAGCCACUGUGGUUCAAGAACUCCUGCUAAGGUUCUCAGACCAAUGGACCUCGAUAAAAGUGCCUUUAAGUCAUUGUACCCUGACCUGAACUUCGUGCUGGAUGAGGACGAGUGGUCUGCUUGGCAAGGACGCGGAGACUCUGUGCUGCACAUUCAGCUGCGAGAGUGGGCACAGGUCCUCGUGAUUGCCCCCUUGGAUGCUAACACCAUGGCCAAAAUGGCACAGGGGCUCUGCGACAACCUAUUGACCUGUAUUGUCCGAGCUUGGGAUGUCUCGAGGCCACUUGUGUUCUGUCCAGCUAUGAACACUCAUAUGUACUCUCACCCUCUUACCAUGAAGCAUACAGCCAUUCUUAAGGAAUUGGGCUACAUAGAAGUGUGUGUGAUAA